AUGACACAGCAAAUAACCUCCCAGUCCGUGGAGGAUCUGGCAUACCACCUCCUCCACGCGCCGCGGAACAACUUCCUCCACGUGCUACGGAGCCAGCUCCUACACGUGCUGCAGAUCCACCUCGCGAGGUUCAGAAAAACGGUUAAAAAUACAUACAAAGCAACCACGUGGCAAAUUAAGUUCAAGCUAGACGCAGUCGAGCCAAGCGGAUCGUACAAAUUAAGAUUAGCACUUGCAUCUGCAGCACAAGCUGAACUUCAGGUCCGAGUCAAUAAUCCGGAUCGGAAUAUUCCAGCAAUAUUCUCGACUGGAUUAAUCGGGAAAGAUAAUGCAAUCGGCCGACACGGGAUUCACGGGCUGUACUGGCUGUUCAGUGUGGAAAUAUUGGGCUCUUCACUUGUUACAGGGAAUAACACAAUUUAUUUGACGCAAGCAGAUGCCACAGGCCCGUUACAAGGAAUCAUGUAUGAUUAUAUCCGUUUCGAAGGAAUUUGAUUAUUGAUUAAUUUUGAGCCCGGCCCGGUUCGACCAAUACUAAUCCAUACAAAAAAAAAAAAAAUAUCAUAUAGUUAAUCAGAUAAUCUAUUUGUUAUUUAAUUAAUUAUUUAAAUUUACUGUUGAUGUAGAAAGUACCUAAUCUUAAUUAGCAAUAAAUCAUAUACUAGCUGAUAUAUUAAAUAAGGGGAAAUUACAGUUUUAAUCCCUCAAAUUUGCACCGAUUCACAUUUUGUCCCUCAUGUUCCAAUAAUUCAAUAUUUUUUGU
Erythranthe guttata (spotted monkey flower) is the source of this 763-nucleotide messenger RNA. The record is from RefSeq and is a predicted model, not a curated record. Lineage: Eukaryota; Viridiplantae; Streptophyta; Magnoliopsida; Lamiales; Phrymaceae.